AGCGGCACUCGGGAGCCGGGCGGCUGGGCCAGGCGGCGCCUCGGGGGCUGCUGCGCGCCCGCGCCUAGAGCUGCCGCCCCAGGGAGCCCGCCACGGCCGCGCCCCGGGCACGCUCGGCGGCGCCCAACGAUGACCGCUCCCUGGCGGCGCCUCCGGAGUCUGGUUUGGGAAUACUGGGCCGGGCUCCUCGUGUGCGCCUUCUGGAUCCCAGACUCGCGCGGGAUGCCCCACGUCAUCCGGAUCGGAGGAAUCUUCGAGUAUGCGGACGGCCCCAAUGCCCAGGUCAUGAACGCCGAGGAGCACGCCUUCCGAUUUUCCGCCAACAUCAUCAACAGGAACAGAACCCUGCUGCCCAACACCACCCUGACCUACGACAUCCAGAGGAUUCACUUCCACGACAGCUUUGAGGCCACCAAGAAGGCCUGCGAUCAGCUGGCCCUGGGCGUGGUGGCCAUCUUCGGGCCGUCGCAGGGCUCCUGCACCAAUGCCGUCCAGUCCAUCUGCAACGCCCUGGAGGUGCCCCACAUCCAGCUGCGCUGGAAGCACCACCCGCUGGACAACAAGGACACCUUCUACGUGAACCUCUACCCCGACUACGCCUCUCUCAGCCACGCCAUCCUCGACCUGGUCCAGUACCUCAAGUGGCGGUCGGCCACCGUGGUCUAUGACGACAGCACAGGGCUCAUCCGGCUGCAGGAGCUCAUCAUGGCUCCUUCAAGAUACAACAUCCGCCUCAAGAUCCGCCAGCUCCCCAUCGACUCGGACGACGCGCGMCCCCUGCUCAAGGAGAUGAAACGCGGCCGGGAGUUCCGCAUCAUCUUCGACUGCAGCCACACCAUGGCYGCCCAGAUCCUCAAGCAGGCCAUGGCCAUGGGCAUGAUGACCGAGUACUACCACUUCAUCUUCACCACGCUGGAUCUCUACGCACUAGACCUGGAGCCCUACCGCUACUCGGGGGUGAACCUGACGGGGUUCCGCAUCCUCAACGUGGACAACCCCCACGUCUCAGCCAUCGUGGAGAAGUGGUCCAUGGAGCGGCUGCAGGCGGCUCCCCGAGCAGAGUCUGGCCUGUUGGAUGGAGUGAUGAUGACCGACGCGGCCUUACUGUACGACGCUGUCCACAUCGUGUCCGUGUGCUACCAGCGGGCCCCCCAGAUGACGGUGAACUCCCUGCAGUGCCAUCGGCAUAAGGCCUGGCGCUUUGGUGGCCGCUUCAUGAACUUCAUCAAGGAGGCUCAAUGGGAAGGAUUAACUGGACGGAUUGUUUUCAACAAAACCAGUGGCUUGCGGACAGAUUUUGAUCUGGACAUCAUCAGCCUGAAGGAAGAUGGCCUGGAGAAGGUGGGGGUGUGGAGCCCCGCUGAUGGGCUCAAUAUCACGGAGGUUGCCAAAGGCCGAGGCCCUAAUGUCACCGACUCUCUGACAAACAGGUCACUCAUCGUCACCACCGUGCUGGAGGAGCCCUUCGUCAUGUUCCGGAAGUCCGACAGGACCCUGUACGGGAAUGACCGCUUCGAGGGCUACUGCAUUGACCUGCUCAAGGAGCUGGCCCACAUCCUGGGCUUCUCCUAUGAGAUCCGGUUGGUGGAGGACGGCAAGUACGGGGCRCAGGACGACAAGGGCCAGUGGAAUGGCAUGGUCAAGGAGCUCAUCGACCACAAGGCAGACCUGGCCGUGGCUCCCCUGACCAUCACGCAUGUCCGUGAGAAGGCCAUCGACUUCUCCAAGCCCUUCAUGACGCUCGGAGUGAGCAUCCUGUAUCGCAAGCCCAACGGCACCAACCCCAGCGUGUUCUCCUUCCUCAACCCCCUGUCCCCGGACAUCUGGAUGUAUGUGCUCCUCGCCUACCUGGGUGUCAGCUGCGUCCUCUUCGUCAUUGCCAGGUUUAGUCCCUAUGAGUGGUACGAUGCCCACCCCUGCAACCCGGGCUCCGAGGUGGUGGAGAACAACUUCACUCUGCUCAACAGCUUCUGGUUUGGAAUGGGCUCCCUCAUGCAGCAAGGGUCUGAACUGAUGCCCAAAGCUCUGUCCACGCGCAUCAUCGGUGGCAUCUGGUGGUUCUUCACGCUCAUCAUCAUCUCCUCCUACACGGCCAACCUGGCUGCCUUUCUGACUGUGGAGCGCAUGGAAUCGCCUAUCGACUCUGCCGAUGACCUGGCCAAGCAAACCAAGAUCGAGUAUGGGGCCGUCAAGGACGGAGCCACCAUGACCUUCUUCAAGAAAUCCAAGAUCUCCACCUUCGAGAAGAUGUGGGCUUUCAUGAGCAGCAAGCCCUCGGCUCUGGUGAAGAACAACGAGGAGGGCAUCCAGCGGACGCUGACGGCGGACUACGCGCUGCUGAUGGAGUCCACCACCAUCGAAUACGUCACCCAGAGGAACUGCAACCUCACCCAGAUCGGGGGCCUCAUCGACUCCAAGGGCUACGGCAUCGGCACACCCAUGGGCUCCCCGUACAGGGACAAGAUCACCAUCGCCAUCCUGCAGCUGCAGGAGGAAGACAAGCUGCACAUCAUGAAGGAGAAGUGGUGGCGGGGCAGCGGGUGCCCCGAGGAGGAGAACAAGGAGGCCAGCGCCCUGGGCAUCCAGAAGAUCGGCGGCAUCUUCAUCGUCCUGGCCGCUGGGCUGGUCCUGUCUGUGCUGGUGGCCGUGGGCGAGUUCGUGUACAAGCUCCGCAAGACAGCAGAGCGAGAACAGCGUUCCUUCUGCAGCACCGUGGCCGAUGAGAUCCGUUUCUCCCUCACCUGCCAGCGUCGGGUCAAGCACAAGCCACAGCCUCCCAUGAUGGUCAAGACUGACGCCGUCAUCAACAUGCACACAUUCAAUGACCGCCGGCUUCCGGGCAAGGACAGCAUGACCUGCAGCACAUCCUUAGCCCCUGUGUUCCCCUAGGCUCAGGUGGGGUGGGGACCACAGGCCUGACGCCAGGUAAAAGAAACUGGAAACUGGAAAGGAUAUCCCCAUCCCCCACGCUGAGCUUGGGGACCAGAGCUACUGCCUGCAUGUGGGGCCAGGAACUCUCGGCCCCGACCCACCAGGAAACCAGCAGGCCUCAGGCCCGCUGUGGGGGCUUCCUUCUCCUCCUGUCUCUUCUGUGGGUUUCUAAAGCUGCCAGCCAAGAUAGCCAAGGCCAAAGGAAGCACAUGCCUCUCUCAGGCCAAACUCACCUCCCCCACCCCCAACUUUCCUCCAGAGUCAGGCCAUAGGAAAUGGGAAAUAGAUCUUCUAUGGCCACUCCUUCCCCAAGAGCCCAAGCCUUCUUGGUCUUGACCAUGAGACCAGAGAUGCAAAACUGGGCACCUUGAGGAUCUUGGAGUGGGGUUGCCAAUGGAAACCCAAGGAUGGUCAUCCCCUGCGGCUGGGUAAAAGGGAGACUUCAGCCCCUGAGGGCGGUUCACAUGGCCCUGAUCUUCUAGACUUGGCUUGACCCCUGGCAGCCCCUUGGCCAAGUUGAAGGCAGAAUGAAAAAGAGGAGAGAAGAGAAUGCACAGAUAGAAGCCGCCAUUUUGAAUCCUGACGGAUAAUGUCCCGAUGGCUCCCACUCCUCUAAAAGGGGUAAUAGUCACCACGAAUUCUCCAUGUUCUGUCCAGAGGAGAGAGGACCCCAUGUGUCUCUCACAAAGGAUGCCCAAAGAUCCAUCUGAUAUUUGAAGCCCAGGAGAGGAACUGUGGAUUCCAUGAAAAAUCCACAAGCCCUUGAGCCACGGACUUGCUUUGCUGGUCAUCUAGCUGUUUUCUAAACCUCSUUGGCAUUUGGGAACCUGGGAUCUACCGUCUACUCAUCACCCACUCCCCAUGCCUAGCCAGUUGAACUUGGCCUUGCUUUCAUCUUGAAAGAAUGACCUCGAUUGAAGUGAAAGUCAAAUUAUCCCUUCUUAAAAGAGGGGUCAGUGUCCUAUUGAACCGGCUAACUUUGGGGUAGGUGGGAAAAUCCUGAGGGGACCCAAAUAACUCCUG
This is a messenger RNA of Urocitellus parryii (Arctic ground squirrel), 3954 nucleotides long. The record is from RefSeq and is a predicted model, not a curated record. Lineage: Eukaryota; Metazoa; Chordata; Mammalia; Rodentia; Sciuridae.